AUCUAAACCUUAAAGCACCUAAAGCUGAUCUAGAUUUGAACAUGCCUGACCUGUCUGGGAAAUUCAAGAAGCCCAACCUAAAGAUGCCUGACUUGAGUCUUUCAGGUCCAAAGGUAGAUCGGCCCAACUUGGAUUUGGGAUCCCCUGAUCUAGACGUCUCCGGACCUAAUCUCGGAGGUGGAAUAAAUAUGCCCGACAUCAAUAUGCCUAAGGCUAACUUUAAAACCCCCAAACUAGAUCUCAGUGGCCCAACGGCCAACUUAGACAUGCCCACAGGAAAGCUAAAUAUGCCUGAAAUUGAAGGUCCUGACUGGGAUGCUAAGGGUCCUUCAGGAAAACUCAAGAUGCCAAAAAUGAACUUUUCAGGUUCAGGUCCAACUUUGGACUUAAAUGCAGAUCUCAAGUCACCAGAUUUUAGUGUCAAAGCUCCGAAGGUCAAGGGUGGGAUGAAUGGCUUUGAAAUGCCUGAUGUAAGAUUUGGGAGCCCAUCAGGGAAUCGUAAAAAGUAUAAUUUGAAAAUGCCCAGAGUUGGAUUUUCAGGUUCAAAGUUAAGUGGCUCUGAUCUUGAUAUUCCAAAAAUAAAAGGUGGACUUGAUUCUCCCAACCUGAGUUUACCAAACAAAGACUUCAGAACCUCCAUACCUGAUUUUGAUGUUCCAGAUGUUGAAUUUGGUACUUCACCAUUUAAACUGAAACACGGGAAAAUUCCUGAUGUGGGAUUUUCUAGUCCAAAGCUAGAGGACCCCAAAGUUGAUUUCAGAUCACCAAAUUUUAAUACUAAAUUACCAAAGGGACAAAAUCUGAAAUUAAAUCCGGACCUCAAUUCUCCAGAACUGAAUUUCAGAGCGCCAAACAUGAAAGGUGGAGUCAACUCCUUUAAGCUUGGUGACCCAAACAUCUACCUCCAGGCUCCCAAGUUGGAUAUUAACACUCCAGGUGGCAAUAUUGGUUUACCUGGUGCAAAUGUAAAAAAGUCCCAAAUGAAGAUGCCAAAAGGCCUCAAUGCUAACUUAACAAGUGACCUUAACAUGCCCAAUCUAUCUGGUAAUAGUCCAAAAAUAUCAGGACCAAAGCUGAGAGAUUCCGAUUUUAGUUUGCCAGCUUUAGAUCUAGCUGAAUAUGGAAUAAAUGGUCGAAAGUUGAGUGCAAAACAACGUAAUAUGAGAGUAAAUGGCAACAUUGGCCAACCAGACAUGAAUUUCUCUGACCCAAGAAUGAAAGGAGAUUUCAUUGGUGCACGCAUGGGUAUGAAUUCUUCUUUGAUAGACAUACGUAGUCCUCAUCUAAGAUCUCCAGAUCUUAACAUUGACAAUGCUUCCAUAAAUUUCAAGGGAGCCUCGUAUAAGAAUCGCAGAUCAGAUAUGGCAGGUAUGAGUUUGGAAAGAUCGGACUUAGACAUAGAUCAAGACAUUCGACUUAAUAAAAAAUAUACUAAAACCAAUGUGAGGUCCAGCUACCCUGCAGUGGAUGAUGCUUUACACCAAUACAUUGAUUUUAACCGUUCAGAUCUCAACAUUGAUGAUUUCACAGGGAGAGACCAUGUGCUUAGAGCUAGGGGUUCACAACCAGACCUCCGUGCACAAUCUAACCAUCCACAAUGGAUCCCGUCUUCUGGGGUUUAUGCUGACCCCAGAAACAGCAGAAGAUUGCCAGAUGGUAGCAGAGAUCACAGUAUGCAUGGUUUACCUCAAAAUAACCUUGACGGUUCAGGAGGAUACUUUGUCACUGUUUUUCCCAAAAAAGCUCUUCUGAAGAGUAAAUACAACACAACCAGUAGGCUUGGGUUCCCAACAGCAAAAAUGGACCUUGAUGUUCCAGAUGAAAACUACCUAAAGGGAUCAACGUACUUUUUCUCCAACCUUGUAUAGUCACAGGAGCACCUGCAUGUCUCUGCUUUUGUAUAUUUAAUAUUUUGCUUUAUUUCUUUAUUUAUUGUGACCAUUGUUGCUGUGUGUGUUCUGUAUAUUUUUGUACAUAAAACCGUUUGCAGUUUGGCCGAAGUGCAUUGUAACGGAUAUUUUUUUCAGUUGUUUUAUAAUAUCCUAAAACUUUUUUUUUUUUAACAUUUUGCUAUUUUACACAAUACUUGCUCAAAAUAUUUUACGGCAUUUUAAAACAUUUGUAAUACUAUUUUAUUUGUUAUUUAAUUAUUUUGAGGUUGAAACUAUUGGAUGACAUUGUGCAAUAAAUUUUUAUUUAUUGCACAAUUGUUUUUAAAAGAAUCAACUAUAAGUUUUAAAACGUUUGUUUCCUGUUGUUCUCUGCAAUCGAAGGCUCAUUGGAUGAAAUAGUUAAACAUACAUAUUUUCUGAUUUUAGCUUAAAUUGACUUGUAAUUUCUAACAUUAAAAUGCAUAAAUGAUGAAGUUAUUGAAUUGCUUGUUUUCCCCCCUUAAUAACAGAAAAGUAGUUUCUUUAUUCUGCGACAGACUGGCGACCUGCCCAGGGUGACCCUGCCUCUCGCCCGAAACGUUAGCUGGAGAUAAGCACCAGCAAC
Molecule: messenger RNA, 2496 nt
Organism: Poecilia reticulata (guppy)
Lineage: Eukaryota; Metazoa; Chordata; Actinopteri; Cyprinodontiformes; Poeciliidae
Source: RefSeq, a predicted model, not a curated record